Molecule: messenger RNA, 1628 nt
Organism: Ectocarpus sp. CCAP 1310/34
Lineage: Eukaryota; Phaeophyceae; Ectocarpales; Ectocarpaceae
Source: the annotation of a GenBank genome assembly
AUGAAGACCUCCUUCUGCGCUGCUGCUGGAUUUGUCAUUGCCGCUGGGCUCAUGUCUGCGGUGCAGGUUUGCGGCGUCGUCACUGUGCAGCAACAAAUCACCUUGUAUAACCCCGAGGACUUCGUGUUCAGCCUCGGCGGUCCUGAGCCCGAUGCCCUGGUGGACGGCUUCCAGCUCCGUACCGCCGUCGUCAACCAGCUCCCGGCUCUGGACGGACAAGGCAUCUCGAUGGGCCUUGUGAACCUCGACCCGUGCGCCAUCAACCUGCCUCACAUCCACCCGCGUGCCACGGAGAUGGUGUACGUGAUCAAGGGCGAGCAACUCCGGGUGGCGUUCGUAGAGGAGAACGGUGGCGAGGGGGCUGUGGUCAAUGACCUUGCCCAGGGGGACGUGGCUUUCUUCCCUCAGGGGCUAAUCCACUACCAGCAGAACCUUGACUGCGAGCCGGCAACGUUCCUGGCCGCGCUGAACAACGAAGACCCCGGUGCCAUUACGAUCACGACUCGGUUCUUCGAGCUGCCGUUGGAGGCCAUCCAGGCUUCGGUGAACUUCGAAGAGCCCGUUCUCCAGAAUCUGAUCGAGUCGCUCCCCGAUGCACCGGCGGCGGCUCGCCAGCAGUGCCUUCAGAGGUGUCGCAUGGCUGAGCCGGGCAACCAUUUCAGCUACGACUACACCUACGACGUGGACAGCGGGGACGAGUACUAAAACAAUAUUGGACAAUGUUGCCUGCUGUUCCUGUGAACGUGGUUUGCUCGCGGACUCUCGGCCCGAGCCAUCAGCCAGGGGUGAUGGUCGGGUGGGUGCGUGGGUGCAGGUGCACUUGCGUAUCGUAUCCAUUCUUUUGAGGCAUAUACGUGUAGUAUAGUGAAGUAUGUUGAAAGGUCUCGAGGUGAAAUGCACUGCGGUGUUCAUUUUCUGGUGUUCGUUGACUUCCGGCUUGAAACUCACUCUGUGCAUAACGGGACGCUCCGAAUGCCCAUCGUUGGCGAGGUGUAUGUGUUCUGUUCGAAGGCGAAGUCUUCAAUCAAACCAACUCAGGCGUGUUGUGAGCGUGGGUACAAUUUCACCGUCGUAGGCUGUUGCGCCCUUGCAGGGCGUAUUUUUUCGUUCGUCUGUUGCGUUAUGAGUUGAACAAGCUCUUCCAGCUGAGAAUAUUAUGCAGUGUUGUGAGGCCCGUGCUUGUCGUUCUCUCAAAGAGGUGGGGUACACGCAACCAUCCUCUGCGAGCCAGUAAUCGAUUACUUCAACUGGUGAUUUUGUGCGGCACCUUGGGUGCCUGUUUGUGUGUGAUGGAGAGUUUGGACGCCAACAUGCCAUGCCCGGGGUAUGUGAACAGAUAGUACAGAAUGAAGGUAGGGGUAUUGUCGCUGAGGUAAUCGCAUCGGGACACCCCUCUGUUGCCGUCGGCGAUACGGAGUCGUGUGGUAUUCCCUUCGGGAAAACGCGUCUUGAUUUUGUCGUCAAGAUUUCACUCGUACUGUGUGGUUGUCAUAUCCGGUGGCAUUUUUGCCGGACGCAUGCAGUUGGCGUUCCCGUCCUUGGGCUUGGUGUCGACAAUGGCGAUCGGUCUAUAGUCAAUAAUCUACCCAAUGCGUAGAACUCUUGAAAACUCCGUAGCACUUGGGACA